Molecule: messenger RNA, 1596 nt
Organism: Closterium sp. Naga37s-1
Lineage: Eukaryota; Viridiplantae; Streptophyta; Zygnematophyceae; Desmidiales; Closteriaceae
Source: the annotation of a GenBank genome assembly
AUGCGAUUCGGUGGGAUCUACCACUCCCAGAUACCACCUCCCCCACCUCCGAACCUCCCUCCAGAGGCCCUUCAAGCCUACCUUGAUUUCAUUGCCCAGCACCCCACUAGCCUCUCCUCCUCCCCCUCCUCCCCAUCCUCCUCCCCCUCCUCCCCCUCCACCCCGUCCUCCUCCUCCCCGUCCUCCUCCUCCUCCCAUCAACAAAAGGUCACACUGGCGGAAUUGCAGAAAGUUAGAAGGGUGGAGGUGGGGGGAGUGCGGGGAAGAGGCGUUGGGCAGAAGGAGAAGAGGCAAAGGGAGAGGUCUCGAGACAAGGUGGGGAAGAAGGGCUCGGGGAGUGGGAGUGAUUUGAGGGGCAAGAGGGACGGGAGGGAUGGUAGAGGCGAGGAGAAUUAUCAGCAGCAGAGACAGAAGCAGAAGGAGGCAGAGGGGGAGGAGGAGGAGUUUGGAGUGAGAGUGAAGGCAGGCAGUUACCUCCGAGUUCAUGUGCAUCCUAAACGAUUCCCCAUGUGUUACAGCUUUGACUGGCAAAGAUCCGUGAUUGUUAACGAGGAUGACUAUGUGGUGAUCGAUAAGCCGUACAACGUUCCUGUGGGCGGCACAGUGGACAACCUAUUGGAGUGUUGCGCCUUCUUUGGACAGCAAGCCGCCGGGCUCAAUCGCCCUCUGCAGCUCACCCACCAGCUCGACCUCUGCACGCAGGGCUGCGUGGUCAUGGCCAAGAAUCGCCAGUUUGCCAGCCGGUUCAACCAGCUGCUUCAGGAUCGCAAGGUUCGCAAGCUGUACAAGGCCCUAGCCGCCUCUGCUCCUGCUCCGGGCAGGCACAUACAUUUCAUGCUGCCCGACCCGUACUCUCCGAAGAUUUUGACACGAGAAGCCAUGCCAGACUGGCAGCGCUGCGAGCUCGUGAUUCGCCGAGUGGAGGUGGUGCCGUGGCCUGCUGAUUCUGCGCUGGCUGCUGCUGACGUGGACUGCUCCUAUUGGCCAGCUGCUGACGUGGCAUACGAGUGCCUGGUGGAGCUGAUUACAGGGAGAACACACCAGCUGCGAGCGCAGUUUGCAGCGCUGGGCGUGCCUCUUAUCGCCCUGGGCGUGCCUCUCAUCGGUGACACCAUGUACGGCCCCUCCCAAGCCCAGCAGGCCGUGCCUAUGGUUCUAAAAGCAACCAUACCCAGCAACCGAGGUUCAGUUGGUGUGAGGGGGAAUGGAGUGGGGAUUUCGGGCCAGGAGAGGAGAAAGGAAUAUGUGGGUGCGGAGGUGCUUUCCCAGGCCAAGCAAAUGCUUGGAGCGGAAAUUUCUGAGGCGACUAGAAAACAGAUUUCGGUGCAGGAGAGGAGAAAGGAAUAUGUGGAUGCGGAGGUGCUUUCCCAGGCGAAGCACCUGUUUGGGGCGGCGCCAGAAGCGGCUAUUGGCUUGCAGGCGUUCUCUGUGAGAUGGGAGGAGCAGGUGGAAGAAGGCAAGGGGCGACUCCCCCCUCUUCUCUAUGCUCCACCUACCCUCACACUCCGAGCACUCCCUCCCUCACCUUCUCUACUCCAUGCUCCACCUCCCCGUGUUCCACCUCUCCCAUGUUCCACACACCCCUCACCCCCGUAA